Messenger RNA from Gambusia affinis (western mosquitofish), 1391 nucleotides. RefSeq names its product small integral membrane protein 13 (gene smim13). Lineage: Eukaryota; Metazoa; Chordata; Actinopteri; Cyprinodontiformes; Poeciliidae. The record is from RefSeq and is a predicted model, not a curated record. The coding region runs from base 325 to 585 and encodes 86 amino acids. The transcript is spliced from 2 exons.
GAAGUCAGCGUGAAGCCGCGCAGCCUCAGUUGACCGCUGUUGGUGUUGUCUAACCGGGUCACAGUUCUGCUCCGUGUCGCCGAAUAAAGUUCGGGAUCCAGACCCAGUAGCAGAGCGUGGGCCUGCUGAGAUCAGCCGGAACCGCUUCGUGUCCGCCCAUGGUCCUCCUGGUCCGGUUCGGACCGUCUGCGAGGCGAGGCUGCUAGUCAGCGGGCUAACAAACCCACAGGCCGGCGUGGAGAGUGAGAUGACCCGCUGCUGGCGCUCCAGCCCGGGGUCAGCUGAGUGAGAGGGCCGCCGCCGGAGCGCCGAACCCCCGCAGACAUGUGGCAGAGCCUCGGCCUCACCCUGCUGGUCAUCGUGGCCACGCUCCUCUGCGUGUUGCUCUUCAUGCUGUUCGGUUGGUACGUCGUCUGGCAGCUCUUCCUGUCCAAGUUCAAGUUCCUGCGGGAACUGGUCGGCGACGCCGGAACGCCGCAGGCCGAGACCCGGCCUUCAGAACCCGAACACCCGGCUGGCGCCCCGACCAGAGCCAGGAACCGGACCGCACGCCAAAGAGUCUCCUUCCCAGAGAGCAACUCGUAGCAGGUCGUCGCUCCUCACAGGACGCUUUACAGGAACCAGCCGAUCCAAGGGAAGUCCUGUGAGGACAGUCCGGUCCAGUCCGGUCCGGUCCGGUCUGGAUGAUCCAGCUGCUCCCUGCCGCCAGCUAGAGGGCGGGGCUUCUUAGCAUAGAUGACCUCUAUGACCUCAAAGUGGUAAUCAGUUAAUGGACGACCUGGACGUGUCCAUCAUCAUGCUGUUAGAAACCGUCGGCUUCAGGAAGUCACAUGAUCUCUUCUGUGUCCAAUCAGCUGCUGCCAGCUGACCUCAUCAGUAUUUCAUCACUUCCUGUGGCUUUUAAUAAACUUGUGGGAGGGCUCUUUAUUAAGAUGAAACUUCUUUAGUUUAAAGUAAAUAAAUUAAUGCCAAUCAGGAAAUGAAGCGAGUCUUUUGUGGGAAAGUUCCUCCAAACGAUGUCAACACGCCCCCCAGUGGAUAUUAACAGCAUUACAUGAAAAACAGAUUCCGGUUCUGGAUUUUAAAACAUUUAUUGAAGUUUAUUACCUGCUGCACAGCAUGAUCAUUAACUGAAAAUAUUAUGAUUGGUUAUGGAAAAUACAUUUAAAAAUGCAGAGAAAACUAAUGGUAAAUUAUUAAAUAACCCCAAAAUCAAUCAUUGAUUUAUUGAUCUUUGAUCUACUAAAAUUUAUAUUUUCAUACUCAGUUUUAUCAUUGUUGCAUGAUAAAUGUAAUAACUUGUAAAAUAUACUUUAAUGCAGUGACCAGUACAACAUAAUAAAUUACCUGUUAUGUAAAUCAUGAUGCCUAUAAAAAUAUUUAACCUCUGA